UUCAUGACAGUUGGUAGAAAAAAUAUGUCUAUAGAGAGUCUUUAAGUUCAGCCCUAUGCCAAUGUACAUGUACUUUUAUUAAAAGAUAGGACGUUUUCUGCUUUCCUUUCGUUCAAUUCAACUGUGGAUCUUACAUAGACUGGCUCCUUUCUUUCUGCUGUUGGACUGAACGUGACCAUUUGAGGAUCAGCAUGUCUGCAGGGCCUGCAUCAAGUUCUGAUCCCAAAAUCAGAUACCAUGGCUUGAAGAACCAUGGAGCAACCUGUUACCUGAACAGUGUUCUGCAAGUUCUGUUCAUGACUGAGGACUUCAGAGAAGCUGUGAACAGCCAAUCCAAUGCUGAGUUCAUUGAUCAUCACCUAAAAGAUUUGUUUGAUCACUUAGUAAAAGGGAAUUCAGAUGCUCUUGAUUUAAUUAAGGCUCUGGACAUCGACACAGUGAACAAACAGCAAGAUGCAUCAGAGUACUGUCAGAAGAUUUUAAGGCUGACCAGUCCCCAAGUGGCAAAGAUCUUCCAUGGAGAACUGACAAACAGACGCAUCUGUUCGUCAUGUAAAACAGAGACAGACACAGAUGAGCCCUUCUGGAUUCUUCCUCUUUCAUUAGUUGACUCCUGCAGUGAGCUCUACAGCGUGGAUUACGGCAUCAGUGAGUUUUUCAAAGCCUCCUUUUUCACUGGAGAAGACCAGAUGUACUGCGAGCACUGUGACACCAAAGUUGAUGCUUGUACUAAAUAUGUCGUAAAGCAUCAUCCAGAGGUUUUGAUUCUGCUGCUAAAGAGGUUUGACUUCAGCUACAAAUACAUGACGUACAUGAAAAUCAACAACGCUGUGGAUGUACCAACUUUCUUGGAGAUACCAGAGAAUCAGGCAUAUGAGCUGUAUGCAGUUGUUGACCACUUUGGGGAUCUGAGAGGUGGACACUAUUGUUCCAGGAUCAGAUCCCAGGUUGACAGCAGAUGGUACGAGUUUAAUGAUACAUGGGUCACACAGAUUGAUAACAAUGUAGACAGCGAUAUUAAAAGAUCCAACACUGCAUUUCUUCUAUUUUACAGAAAGAAAGAUACCAAAACUGAACAAGGUACAUCCUUACAUAAAGAUGACGGUCCCAUUUCCAUUGACAACCAUGCCCUAGUGGCUGAAGGCCUCAUUGUGGCGUCAGCAACCCGUGUGGGCUUACCAGGACAGAGACCGGGCGGAGCUUCUACCGUGACAACCGGGUCCACUGCUGGUCUCAGCCAGACGAUGUCUUCCGCUUCCUCUUCCAUGGGUACAACAGCAUCUGAUGCUGCUUCGGGGCCCGCUUUGCUGGAGCCUGAUCAGGUCGCUCUUCUUCCUGGAGAUGCGGCACUGGCCGUGGUGCCCAGGGCCUCCGCUGUUCCCACCACGAGAGGGAAAUGCCGUCGUAUGCUGCACAAGCCAGUGGCCCAAUACUCUGGCAAGCUAUCCCGGAGCUUGGACACCACACUCUCCAGCUCACCGUCAUCAGGGAAUCCCACAUCAAAACAGGAUAAUCACUUUGGAUUGCUGCCUACCUGCCGGGUCUCUGGAGCUCCCGUAUCCCCACAUGAGCCAGCCAGAGCGGAGGCUGCUGCUUGUCACCCAGCUGCUGUCAGGGGAAGACCCACUAGAAGACCCGGACCUGCUCUGCAUCCCGUACUCAUCGUAGGAGACACCAUUGUCCAGCAUGUCCGGGUUUUCAGGUGCCGCACACUGUCACUCUCAGGAGCAGUCGUCAAUUACAUUAGUAACUCUGCCCGCCGACUCACUGUCAAACACCCCUCUGCUAAGACAUUUAUCGUACAUGCAGGCUCCAACAAUCUCAAACUGCAGAAAUCAGAGACUCUGAAAAUGGACUUCAUCAACCUCAUUCACAAAAUCCAACUGUUAAACAUAAACUGUAUCAUAUCUGGACCACUACCUGCACCCCGUUAUGGAGACAUUAUGUUCUCACGUGUCCUCCAGCUUCACAUUUGGUUAAAAACAUACUGUCAUUCCAUGAGUAUUCCAUACAUUGACAAUUUCACAACGUUUUACAAUAGACCAUAUCUCUUCAAAGCAGACGGUUUACACCCUAACAAUAGUGGUUCCCGUCUUCUCAGCAUGAACAUUGAUCUCACCCUUCGUUCUUUCAAAACCAUUUCCAACUGACGGUUGAACCAGGACACCCACACCCAUGAUAUAUUAUUUUCUGCCACACAGCGUCAUAUACCAGUACAUAUUACCAACAGACAUCCUAAACAUUUUCAUUCAAAGCCACAUGCCUCUUCUGUCAGAUGUCUCCAUCCAUUUCACACAACACUAAUCACUGAACCCAUGUCAUGCUUAUAUGAGAAUGUACCCACAACAUUGAAGAUGGCUCAUGUAAAUGUCAGAUUACUUUUAAAUAAGGCUUUUAUCAUCAAUGAUCUGAUUCUAGAUAAUGAUGUAACUUGUCUGUUUUAACUAAAACCUGGUUUGGCACUGAUGCACCAGCUAAGGCUUCUGCAAGUAAUUUUACUGUAACUUUUUAUUUUCAAUUAGGGGAGGAAAGAAAGGUGGUGGGACUGCAUCGACUGCUCACAAAAAAAUAACAACUAAAAACAUAUUGUACUUUAAGCAUCAUGCUUUCCUUUUAGGUGAUCAACCUGUUUUAGCUGUCACAGUUUACAGAUCACCAAACCCUCCUUCCUGUUUUAUUUAAUAUUUUUUAGAUUUUUUGAUCUUAUCGUCACAUUAGGAUUUUGAGAACUGGUCAUUUUAAUUUAAAUGUUAAUUUUAAUUACCUAUGGACUGUCCGCCGGAGUGUCCUUGGCAUAUCAGACCAUUAUUAUGAGUUUUUAAUGUCACUAGUGAAAUCCAGCAGAAAGCCUCAGUGAGAACUGUGAGGAAGUGGUACCAAACACCCAAAGUGGCUGCAAGUUUUAAAUAAAUGCAGUAGCUCCAUUUAAGACAAAAACAGUAAGAAUCACUUCUAAAAUGCCACAGAAGAUUGAUGACAUCAAGCAUCUGAAACAGAACUGCAGGAAAGAAGAGAGGAGAAAGAUGAAAUUAAUAAUUCAUCAAGACAUUUUAAAACAACUCAAAAAGAACAAUAACUCAGUUAAAAAGACCAGAACCCUCUACUUUCCAGACACUAUUUCAGAAAGUAAUCCCAAGUUUCUUUUUAAAACAAUUGAUAUUUUCAAUAAAAAAAGAUUUCAAUAAGUCCUCCAUGCCAUCAAAUGUUGCAUGUGAGGACUUCACAGACCAUUUCAUGGGUAAAAUCAAUGUUAUAAGAUCUAACAUUUAAUCCUUACAAUACUCUUGUUUUAGCAGAUCACCAGCAUUCCCUCGUUUCACACGUACACAUGGGGUGUAUAUGUGCGAAUUGAGGGGUAAGGGGGGCAAAGGCGUGGGUUGAUUUAAAACUUUUUUUCUCUUUUUUUGUAUUUUGCUGUUUCUUUGAAUUGUAAACCGCUUUGUGCUGCAAUACAUGAAAAUCGCUUUUUACAAACAGAGUUUGAUUUGAUUUGAUGAUCCAAAUUCCAUAACUGAAAAUGACAUUAAAAAAAACAAAAUGAUGAAGAAGUUCUCAGUCAGGAUGAGACUCUUUCUUUCUGUGCUCUCUACGUUGAUACAAAACCUUGUAAAGUGGGUCACCAGAAAAUCCAUGUCUCUGAUAAUCCUGACUCAGUAGGUGAUUUACAGAAACUAGUGGUAAGGAGGGCAUGAGAGGCCUUUUUAAAAAAGUAAAGAGCUAAUAAACAGAACUGUACUUCCUGCUGGAGCUCAGCCUAAAGAUGUCAAACAAGAUUGUGAUAAAGACUCCAGAAAUAUUAUGAGCGCAAUGUUGAUAUAAAAAAACGUAAAGCACAUAAAACAUUAGAGAAAGCAAGACAUCUGAGACCAAACAGAAAAACAAAAGAGGAAAGAAAAGAAAAAGAAAAAAGAGAGCCAAGUGAAUAUUAUUUUUCCAUCCUCCACAUAGAGACGGAAGUUCUACAGAUUUUGUUUUUAAAAAUUUGAUUUGGACCACAAUAAUAGUAGAAACUUUAUUGUUAUAUUUUAUCAUAGUAUGAACAUUUUCAGAUUUAAAAUGUUUAAAUGUGAUUGUGAUAAGCUUUGAGAUGUGAUCUUUUAUAUUGCUUUGGCCACAUCAGUACCGUUUAAAGAAAUUGCUGUAAUAUUCAAAUGAACAUAGACAUACAGAUUAUCUCGUGAUUUGAAGGACUGGUUUUAAUGUAAUCUUAAUGUGCUCAAAUUGUCCAGAAAGUGAAUUUGUUAACUGUAAGCCUCUAAUGAUCAUUUGAAGUUACAUUUUAACAGAAAUGCUUUGUAUGAUAAUAAAAAUGGGACUUGAUAAAGCAUGGGUCGUUCAAUGUUUGAGUGUUGCACUGACCAGGAAGCCCUUUAAUUUCAUUGUAACAAUGACAAAUAAACACUUAUUCUGUUCUAUUUUAUUCUAUGCUAUGCUAUGUUAUGCUAUUAUAUUGCACUAGUAGUGGAUUUUAAGGCGAUGCAAGGGGGGGCGCCACCAAAAAUCUUGCUUUAGACACCAAAUUGCUUUGGGGCGGUGCUGGUGAUGUUUAUGUUUUGUUUACAGUUGAAAUUAACAAGGAAGUUAACAGAAUAGCUUUUGAGUUUGACAUUGUUUAUAGCAGGGGUCAGUAACCAGUGGACUAGACUGAGACCCAGAUCCAAACUUGACACAAAACUUAUUUUAAAUGGGACAGCUCUUGAUGUCGUUGCAACAGGGACAUUGAAAGGGACAUUUAGGAUUUUUUCCUACAGAAAGGCUGAAUUAUGAAGGAAUUUUCCAGUUUUGUAAGGCAACCCCGAUAGGCUGAAAAAUGUCUAAAUGAAAAUGAAGAAUUUGUUCAAAUGUGCAUUCUUCCGGGGAGGUGUUGGAUUUGUGGAAGAAGGUGAUGAGGGCUGGUGGAUCCUCCUUUCAUCUCAUUUUCUUGGUGAUGUCAGCAGUUGUCCUGGUAGUGUUCCUGUUGUGUGUGUCUCGCACAGUUCCAUGUG
Messenger RNA from Oryzias latipes (Japanese medaka), 4985 nucleotides. The record is from RefSeq and is a predicted model, not a curated record. Lineage: Eukaryota; Metazoa; Chordata; Actinopteri; Beloniformes; Adrianichthyidae.